UUUUUUUUUCUCAAUUCCGCCAUUUAAAGUGCAGCAAGUCGCCCUCCGCUUUGUUACUUGAGCGUCCGAGCGUUGCGCACACACUUGGAGCAACCAGCGAAAGUGCAACGGAGUAAGAUCGUGGCGAACAUGAGAGCCGGAUCGGCCAUCGCAUUGUGUGUCUUCAGCUUUGUGUGUCUGUCUGAAUGCGCGCCUCCGACUUGUUACUCGAGGUCGCUGAGCCUGAGCAAGGAAGUGAUGAACCUGUUGGAUAAGAUCCACACUUACCAUCGCACGAAAACUUGUGCUGAGGUGCUACCAACCAUCUUCCUUGAUGUUCAUAACUCCUGCAUCACGACCAAACUCCGCGACUUCCUCUAUGUGCUUCUGAACCAUCCCAGCCAAUAUUGCAGAGAGCGACCCAGGAUGGUGCUGCUGAAAACAAAAAUCCAGAACUUGUAUGCCAUCAUUACAAGAAUUUGCUAUCGGGACUUGGUGUUUUUCACAGACGACUGUGAGGCCAUCGACACUGGACACAGCAGGCCUCACUAUGCCGAGGACAGACUUCAGCUUCUGCAGGAGGAGAGCUAAGCAACACGAGGAGUCGCCCGAAAGCAGCCUGCCGGAAUAAGCGAUUAUGUACAUAAACACCACGCCCUGCAUUGUAUUCACUCGGAAGUGCCGCGGCACGCUACGCGCUGACUCUCGUGCACACUCGCGUUUAGUGGAACAUGCGUGCAGGUUACAUUCCUGCAAGAAUGGCAGAACUUUCCACAGGAAAUUUGCUGAAUGCCAAUCGCGCCGACGCAAACCAUGAAAUAAUAAACCAGUAAGAGAUGCUUGUGAGUGGGGCCCAAGCCUCUUGUUUAUGUAGCGUGGCUGAUCAAAGCUCUGUGUGUCAUUAA
Molecule: messenger RNA, 884 nt
Organism: Hippocampus comes (tiger tail seahorse)
Lineage: Eukaryota; Metazoa; Chordata; Actinopteri; Syngnathiformes; Syngnathidae
Gene: cytl1
Product: cytokine like 1
Exons: 4
Coding region: 130-570 (146 amino acids)
Biological process (GO): positive regulation of transcription by RNA polymerase II
Source: RefSeq, a predicted model, not a curated record